GAGCUUUUGCUCGCGCGCCUCAGCGUGAGCAUCCGGACAGAGGCGAUGCUGCCAGUCUCAGGUGAGCGGACGCACCCCCGUCUCAUGGCUUUUCGAGAGUCGCAGUUCGAGAGGUGCAGCGCGCAAAACGGCAACGAGCUCGUUUGGCUUGUCGCGAAGCUGACGGCCUAUUGGGUCUUGGACUUCAUCGCGCUGCUGAUGUCUGCCAUCGUCGCCAUUAUGGAGCUGGUUGCGGGGAGCCCUUGGUUUGGGGCCUUGCUGGCAGCCACGCUCUGGCUUCCAGGUUUCAUCUGGGCCUGCAGGUACCAGGCAUAUACCUUCGAUCGGAAGGCCGUGGGCAUUGGCUCCAUCAUGAUUUUACCUGUCUGCUGCGUGA
Molecule: messenger RNA, 376 nt
Organism: Symbiodinium sp. CCMP2456
Lineage: Eukaryota; Dinophyceae; Suessiales; Symbiodiniaceae
Source: the annotation of a GenBank genome assembly